Aureobasidium melanogenum CBS 110374 is the source of this 1584-nucleotide messenger RNA. RefSeq names its product MFS general substrate transporter. Gene Ontology annotation, biological process: transmembrane transport. The transcript is spliced from 5 exons. The coding region runs from base 1 to 1584 and encodes 527 amino acids. The record is from RefSeq and is a predicted model, not a curated record. Gene Ontology annotation, molecular function: transmembrane transporter activity. NCBI's taxonomy places the organism in Eukaryota, Fungi, Ascomycota, Dothideomycetes, Dothideales, Saccotheciaceae.
AUGCGUCUCCACUCCUUGAAAGAACUCGAUGACUCGGAAGGCAACGUCCGUCUGCACAACGAUAAAGAUACUGCUGUUAUCUUGUACCCUGCCCCUUCGCCUACUGAUCCGAAUGACCCUCUGCGAUGGCCACUAUGGAGGAAACAUGUCGCCUUUGGUAGUGUAUGCGCUUUUGCAUUUCUGUCCAACUAUGCGAUUGGUGGUCUGGCUCCGGCUUUCUACAUUCUGAGUCAAGAAUUUGGAAAGUCGCAACAUCAGACCAGCGAGUUGCUUCUCUGGCCUGUUCUCGUAUUUGGUGUCUUUAACUUCCUCUGGGUACCUAUGGCAAACUAUUUUGGCAAACGACCCAUUUUCGUCUUCUGUACAUUCCUCCUAUGCGUCUGCUACAUUUGGGGCGCAACUGCACAGAGUUUCAAGAGUUUAUUAUGGUCGAAUAUCAUUGCUGCAUUUGGAGGGAGUGCAUCCGAAGCUGUCGCUGCAUCGAUGGUCAACGAUCUUUACUUUUUACACGAACGUGCUGGUAAGAUGAGUUGGUACGUCAACUCCAUCUCGGCUGGUAACACUCUGGGUCCUUUGAUCUGCGGCUUUGUGGUUCAAGGUCUGAGCUGGCGUUGGCAAAAGAUCAUCGCAGCCAUCCUCGUCGGAGUCAACUUUCUCGUCGUCGUCUUCCUUUGCCCAGAGACACGAUUUGACCGUGCCGCACAUGGACUCGCAGAACCUCUUGCGCCUUCAAGAACAACUAGUGAUGUAAACACUCUCGAAAAGAUAAUCUCGAGUCCGGAUCAACAGCCUGUGCAUCGGCCUUCGGACACCUCAGACACAACUCCUCUCGAUACUGUGCCUAAGAAGUCAUAUAUACAGCAACUCCAGCUCUGGUCGCCGUUACCAAAAGAUCUCUCUCUGUUUGAAUUGUUCUUAAGUCCUUGGCCAUUGAUCGUGUAUCCGGAUGUUAUCUUUUCAACACUAGCUACAGCAUUUGCGCUUGCCUGGGUAGUAGGCAUCAACAUCCUCAACUCUUUCGUUCUCCAAGCACCACCCUAUUCCUGGUCUCCUGCUGUCAACGGACUUAUCAACAUCCCUGGCCUACUGGGAAACAUUUGUGGUGCACUUGUCGGCGGACCUCUGGUUGAUUGGUAUUCUGACUGGCGCGCCAGAAAGAAUGGUGGUAUUUUCCGACCAGAGUCGAGAUUGACCAUGUUGAUCUUUCCAGGCGUUAUGGUUCCGGCUGGGUGUUUGGCUUUUGGGUAUGGUGUUCAGGAUACACUCAAUUGGACUAGUAUGUUCUUUGGCUAUGGCAUGGUUGCGACAGGGUUGACGACGAUACCUUGUAUUACCAUGACCUACAUUUCAGAUUGUUAUUUGCCUAUUGCACCCGAUGCGCUACUGUUGAUCAACGGGCUGAAAAAUGUUGCGGCUUUCGGGUUCCUGUACGCUAUCACGCCUUGGGUGUUCAAGGUUGGGUAUGCAGAGUGUUACGGCGAGCAAGCUGCCAUCGCUGUUGGAAUACUUCUAUUUGCCAUUCCGCUCAGCUUUUUCGGUGCAAAAAUGCGUCAUCGUACUGCACAAUGGCGUAUCAUUCUUUGA